AUGGCAUCUCCCACAUAUCCCUCAGGCUCCGAGCACGAUCUGGCCAUAGAAGAUUAUUUAUUGGGUCAGAGACGACAGCGGAGAAAUCGCACUACUUUCACACCUCAGCAGCUUGCCGCGCUAGAGGAGCUUUUCUCACGAACCCACUAUCCGGAUAUCUUUGCGCGGGAGGAACUAGCUGUUCGUAUCAGUUUGUCAGAGGCACGAAUUCAGGUGUGGUUUCAGAACAGAAGAGCCAAAUGGAGAAAGGCAGUGCGCAUGAGUGUUGGAACUGGCCGUUCCCCUUGGAUUGGCUCCGGUACAGCCUUUGGAGGCAUCGGUCAUGCGGGACAUCCAGAACGUCCGCUUGGUAUUCCUGCUGACUUGCUCCCGAUCUAUGCCAGCCGAUUACGCGCCAUGCAGGCUUUCCAUGAAAGAUGGCGUUUCAGUCCAAGCAUACCUACACAAACACAGCGCCAUCCGCCAAUGUGUUCUCCCCUCUGUUCCUGUGCCUUUGACAUCGCCUUAAACGCUCACCACAUGACUCUCUCGCGGGCCUCACCCCAGCGGAUGGUCACCACAGAGAUGCUUAAGGAUCAGUGUCUGCCGGGCCGGGACUUCCGAUCUGAGGAUAAAGAGAAAGCAGCCCACAGGGAGGGAGAUCUCGUGAAAACAACCUCCGAGUUAAAAAAACUGUGUUCACCAGUUGACAAAGCGUAG
Molecule: messenger RNA, 699 nt
Organism: Liolophura sinensis
Lineage: Eukaryota; Metazoa; Mollusca; Polyplacophora; Chitonida; Chitonidae
Product: retinal homeobox protein Rx2-like
Exons: 4
Coding region: 1-699 (232 amino acids)
Biological process (GO): regulation of transcription by RNA polymerase II
Molecular function (GO): RNA polymerase II transcription regulatory region sequence-specific DNA binding; DNA-binding transcription factor activity, RNA polymerase II-specific
Source: RefSeq, a predicted model, not a curated record